Molecule: messenger RNA, 3295 nt
Organism: Nicotiana tabacum (common tobacco)
Lineage: Eukaryota; Viridiplantae; Streptophyta; Magnoliopsida; Solanales; Solanaceae
Product: protein WEAK CHLOROPLAST MOVEMENT UNDER BLUE LIGHT 1
Biological process (GO): chloroplast avoidance movement; chloroplast accumulation movement
Cellular component (GO): cytosol
Source: RefSeq, a predicted model, not a curated record
GGACUAUAAUCAAACUACGGUUGUUUUAGUUAUUGUUUAUUUAUAUUGAAGAACAUAUAGAGAUAGAAAGAGAGGGUGAAAACUGAAAAAACAGACAAAAGAGAGAAAGGGGGAAGACAAAGGCGAGCUGAUAAACUCGCUUUUUCUUCUUCUUUUUCAUAUUUCUAUUUUCAACCCACAUAAUCUUUUUGAUUCAUUUAUACAAAUUUAUCUCAAAUUUUGUAUUUUACAUAGUGGAUUUUGGACCAUAUAUUUAAUAGGAAUACUUAUUAUUUCCCUUUUUGGAGAAUAUAUCCACACACAAAGAAAGAUUCUGGUCUCCACUUGUUUAUUCGGAAAUGGAAGACGCGAAAGAUGUCAAGCAAAAUGCUCCAGAAUCCUCUCUUAAACCUGAAGUUUCCUCUCCGAACGAGGAUCAAUCACAUAUUGCAACUCAAACUAGCCAACAUGCGAAUGAAAAUGCAAAAUCCGAGACUCGGGAGCUAGCUGCGGAUGCUUCUGAGCAUGUAGAAGAGGCUUCUCACAGCUUGUCUUCAGAAAAGAGUGAGACUCAAACUUUAGUUUCAGCCUCUUCUAUUAAAUCUGAUGAACCAACUGGUUCUAAUGGUAGUGUUCACAAUCAACUAAACAAUACUUUUGAUGAACCAAAUGAUGAGAGAGAUGCUUCAUUAUUGUUAACUAGGAAAUCAAAUACAUUGGCCAUAAAUGAGGAAAAAAUAAAAGAAACUUCUGAACAUAUUCAAUCUAACCAUUCAGGAGCAGAAGCAAGUAACACUUCACUGCUUCAUUUUCAAGAUAAUUCUCCUAGUAGUACCCAAAAUGCUGUUGAUUCCCCUUCUAGUUCUCCUCUCCAAGUGACAAAACCUGGAAAUAACAAUCAUGUACAGCCAUCGGAUAACAUCGGUCAGCCCCUAGCCAAGGCCCCCCCUCUCAAAAUUAAGAUCCCGGGACCCACUGCCCAUUCUAAGCAUCCUGAAAACUUUGACAUAAACAAGGUUCAAAUCGACACAGCAGCACCAAUCGAAUCUGUGAAACAGGCAGUUUCAAAGUUUGGAGGGAUUGUCGACUGGAAGGCUCAUCGGCAACAGACAUUGGAGAGACGGAAUCUUGUUGAGCAAGAGCUAGCAAAAGUACAGGAGGAGAUCCCGUUGUAUAAGAAACAGGCGCAGGAUGCAGAAGAUACAAAACUGCUUAUUUUGAAAGAACUAGAGAGCACUAAGAGACUCAUAGAAGAGUUAAAGCUAAACCUAGAGAGAGCACAUACAGAAGAGCAACAAGCAAAACAGGAUUCAGAACUUGCCAAGCUCAGGGUAGAAGAGUUGGAGCGUGGGAUAGCUGAUGACACUAGUAUUGCUGCCAAAGCACAGCUUGAAGUUGCCAGAGCCAGGCAUGAAGCUGCAGUUUCUGAGCUUACAAAUGUGAAUUCUGAAUUAGAAGUUCUCCGUAAAGAUUAUGCUUUAUUGGUGUCUGAAAAAGAUGUUGCCGUCAAAAAAGCAGAAGAAGCUGUUUCGGCAUCAAAAGAAGUUGACAAGACAGUGGAGGAUUUGACUAUUGAGCUCAUCAACACGAAGGAAUCUUUGGAGGCUGCACACGCUGGACAUCUGGAGGCAGAGGAACACAGAAUUGGAGCAGCUAUGGCGAGAGAGCAAAAUACAUUAAACUGGGAGAAAGAACUGAAGCAGGCAGAAGAGGAGCUUGAGAGGUUAAACCAACAAAUUUUGUCUGCAAAGGAUCUUAAAGCAAAAUUAGAUACUGCUUCAGCUUUGCUACAAGAUCUCAAUGCUGAGUUGGCAGCUUAUAUGGAAUCAAAGUUGAAAGAGGAGGCUGAUGAAGAAGGGAGCUUGAAAGUAGAGCUGUUAGAGCCCGAGAAAAGAACUCAUUAUGAGAUACAAUUAGCAGUGGCAUCGGCUAAGAGAGAACUUGAAGAAGUGAAGCUCAACAUUGAGAAAGCAACAGCUGAAAUAGAAUGCCUGAAACUAGCAGCAGCUUCCUUGAAGUCUGAAUUGGAAAAGGAAAAAUCAGAACUAGCUGCCGUACAACAGAGAGAAGGAAUGGCAGCAAUUGUUGUUGCAUCUCUUGAAGCUGAGUUGAACAGGACAAAGUCAGAGAUUACCCUUUUGCGGACGAAGGAAAAAGAAGCAAGAGAAAAGAUGGUGGAGCUGCCCAAUCAACUGCAAGAGGCAGCAGAAGAGGCCGAUCGCGCAAAGUCACUUGCUCAAAUGGCUCGUGAAGAGCUGAGGAAGGCGAAGGAAGAGGCAGAGCAAGCAAAGGCAGCAGCUAGUACCAUGGAAAGUAGACUGCUUGCAGCUAAAAAAGAGAUAGAGGCUGCAAAAGCUUCAGAGAAGUUGGCACUAGCAGCUAUCACUGCUCUACAAGAGAAUGACUCAACCCGAAGCACCAACGAUGAAGUAACACUUUCUCUGAAAGAGUAUUAUGAACUCAGCAAGCAGGCCCACGAGGCAGAGGAACAAGCUAACAUGAGGGUGACUGCUGCUAUCUCCCAAAUAGAAGUAGCCAAGGAAUCAGAGUUGAGUAGUCUAAACAGGCUCGAGGAGGUUAAUUGUGAGAUGACUGAAAGAAAGGAAGCACUGGAAAUCGCACAGCAGAAGGCCGAGAAAGCCAAGGAAGGAAAAUUGGCAGCAGAGCAAGAGCUGAGGAAAUGGAGAGCGGAGCAUGAGCAAAGACGGAAAGCUGGUGUAUCUGUUCUACCAGUAAACAAAACAAGGAACCCAAGAAUGAGUGUUGGGGAGAGUAAAGAAUCAAAAACUUCUGAACAUGCACAAGAGGAUGCAGUACUUCAUCAAAGCUCAAGUCCAAAAGAAUAUGUUCAAACAACCAACACUGAAACUGAUUCAUCUCCAGAAGUGAGGAUCCCAAAGAAAAAGAAGAAGUCCUUCUUCCCGCGCAUCUUUAUGUUUCUGGGCAGAAAGAAAGCACAGGCCAAGAUUAUAGAGGGCAAUAAGUUUGUCAUAGGUUUGGCUAUCUCAAUGAGCCUUUGCCUAUUAAAGUUGUUGGCGGCUUCAAAUGUGUACUCCAGCUAGUUCUGCAAAAAGCUAGCAGCAAUUCAAAAGUUUGGCCUCCUGAAGAUAUGGGUUCAAAUGUGCAGUUAUGUUGUCCAUUUCUCAGGGAUAGUAAUACCUUCGUAAUUUGAUGUAAUUACACUCUACCUAAUUCUGUGAUUUGAAAAAUCAUCCUAAGAUCCCCUGGCUUUUAAUCUUUGUGUUGAAACCAUAUGCUAUGCCUAAUAUUUUCCCAAUUGACCAUAAUCUCUAUUACAGGUCCUGCAAUUAUUAUA